Molecule: messenger RNA, 411 nt
Organism: Trypanosoma theileri
Lineage: Eukaryota; Euglenozoa; Kinetoplastea; Trypanosomatida; Trypanosomatidae
Exons: 1
Coding region: 1-411 (136 amino acids)
Source: RefSeq, a predicted model, not a curated record
AUGAAUAAGAAUGGCACUGUAUUUGGGGGUGGAGGGACAAAGUCCACAGCGGCCACUACUAUUAAAGAAACCCCGCAAAUAGAUCCGAAAACUAGUCAGCAGGAAAAUGUACCGGAUGAGGUGAAGUUGGUGAAGGCAUUAGAGACUUUUCACUUUCCAGUAGAGGAAGAAGAUGCGAAGGAGACAAAGAACAGCAAAGAGAGUAAAGUGAAUGAUGUGAACAGACAAGAGAAGCCGAGUUCUAUUUUGGUGGCUGACAAUUCCAGCAUAAACAACCAUAGUAGUAACAAUGACAAUGCAGAGAAUAAUAAUAAUAAAUGGGGAGGUUCUACAGAAACGGGUAAAGGGACGGCUCAGAGAAAAUCACUUGUGAAAUUCCUGAGCCCAAACCCAUCAAAGGGAUCUAGAUAG